AUGAAGCUCAAGAAGCCCAAACAACCCCGAUUCCGACUUGAAAUCCCUCUCGCCGAUGACUCCCCGGAAUCCCUCUCCCACCUCGCCCUCCAGCUCUUCCAAGACCUACCCAUCAAACGAAUAUCCUCCAAAGUCAACGUCUUGAACGUAUGGUCAAACGCCGCCUUCGCAGAAACCGCAUUGAAAGCCUUUGGGGCUUGCCCUUCCACCCCGGUUGAGCAUUCAGACAUUUCCUCCAUCGCCAACGAUAAUACCGGAAAUUUGAAUUCUGCUGACGUGGCGGUGUUUUUGGCGCCAGAGGGAACCCAACUGGCGGUUACAAAAAGGGACACUAAUUUGUUGUUCCGUGGCCGGUGGAGGGGAAUUGAAGGUGUUUCGACGUUUAAAUCGCGGUCCUCGAUCGGAGAUGUUGAGAAUGUUUUGAAUAAGUUGGUGGCCAUUAAUUCGCCCGUGACGAAAUCAGUCAAGUUUUUCAGGGAUUUGGUGUCGAAUGUGACUGGAAACAAGUAA
Messenger RNA from Malus domestica (apple), 510 nucleotides. RefSeq lists its product as uncharacterized. Gene Ontology annotation, cellular component: chloroplast. The record is from RefSeq and is a predicted model, not a curated record. Lineage: Eukaryota; Viridiplantae; Streptophyta; Magnoliopsida; Rosales; Rosaceae.